AUGGCUCUGCGAUCAGCCGUUGACUUUUCUUGUCCCGUCUGUUUUGAGAUAUUCAAAAACCCUGUUGUGCUGUCAUGCAGCCACAGCUUUUGUAAAGACUGUUUGCAGACCUGGUGGGCGGACAAAGUGGUUUGCCAGUGUCCAGUUUGCAAAAGAAGAUCUUCAAAGAGUGAUCCGCCAUUUAACUUGGCGUUGAGGAACCUGUGUGAAGCCUUGUUACAGGAACUUUCUCUGGAAGAGAGCGCCUAUGCUGGUACUGAGGCUCAGUGCAACCUGCACUCUGAGAAACUAAAGCUCUUCUGUUUGGACAAUCAGCAGCCUGUGUGUGUCGUCUGUCGUGACUCAAGAGCACACACCAAUCACAGUUUCAGACCAAUCGAUGAGGCUGCACAGGACAACAGGGAACAGCUCAGGACAUCCUUAAAGCCCUUACAGGACAAACUGGAGCACUUGAUUCAAGUUAAGGUUAACUGGGAUUUAACAGCGAAGGUAAUUAAGGCCCAGGCCCAACAUAUAGAGAAGACGAUUAAAGAUGACUUUACGAAGCUUCAGAAUUUUUUACAAAAAGAAGAAGAAGCCAGGAUCACUGCACUGAGGAAGGAAGAGGAGCAGAAGAGUGGAGUGAUGAGGCAGAGGAUUGAGGCUCUGAGCAGAGAGAUAGCAGCUCUUUCAGAAACUAUCAGAAUCACAGAGGAGGAACUGAAAACUGCAGACGUCUCGUUCCUGCAGAACUACAAUGCUGCAGUGGAAAGAGUCAAGCAGCGCCAUCUGCUGGAGGAUCCAAAGCUGGCCUCUGGAGCUUUGAUAGACGUGUCCAAAAAUUUGGGCAAUCUCACCUUCAGUGUAUGGAUCAAGAUGAAGGACAUGGUCUCCUACACUCCCGUGAUUCUCGACCCAAACACAGCUCAAUCAAACCUUUUACUAAGUGCAGAUCUGAGAAGUGUACGAUGUCUAGAGAGGGAGAGCCAGUCUCCGAAUAACCCAGAAAGAUUUGAUAGUUACACCACCGUCCUGGGAUCUGAGGGCUUUAACUCGGGGACUCACAGCUGGACUGUUGAAGUUCAAAAUGAUGCAGACUGGGGAGUGGGUGUGAUAGAAGAGUCUGUCCGGAGGCAAGGAGUUCUUCCGACUGGUCACUGGGGAAUAUUGUUCUACAAUGGUAAACUCGAUGCAUGCUCUCCACCACAAAUCGACCGUACUCUCUCAGUGAAGAACCCGAUUCAGAGGAUCAGGGUACAGCUGGACUGGGACAGAGGUCAGCUGUCGUUCUCUGACCUGGAUACAAACACACACAUUUAUACCUUCUCACAGACAUUCACCAAGACAGUGGUUCCCUUCAUGAACACCUCUUCAUCGGUGCAUCUGAGGGUUUUACCGAGGACAGUCAAUGUACACUUCAAGAAGUAG
This is a messenger RNA of Limanda limanda (common dab), 1407 nucleotides long. Its product is annotated as zinc-binding protein A33-like. Lineage: Eukaryota; Metazoa; Chordata; Actinopteri; Pleuronectiformes; Pleuronectidae. The coding region runs from base 1 to 1407 and encodes 468 amino acids. The transcript has a single exon. The record is from RefSeq and is a predicted model, not a curated record. Gene Ontology annotation, molecular function: protein binding; zinc ion binding.